AUGGAAAGACUACUGAUGUGGCUAAGUACUACCAGACUCCCCUCAGUCCUGGUCCCUGACUCACCCUGCAGCUAUGAGGGCAGCUAUGAGGGCAGCUAUGAGGGCAGCUAUGAGGGCAGCUAUGGGGGCAGCUAUGGGGGCAGCUAUGGGGGCAGCUAUGAGGGCAGCUAUGGGGGCAGCUAUGGGGGCAGCUAUGGGGGCAGCUAUGGGGGCUGCUAUGGGGGCAGCUAUGGGGGCAGCUAUGAGGGCAGCUAUGAGGGCAGCUAUGGGGGCAGCUAUGGGGGCAGCUAUGGGGGCAGCUAUGAGGGCAGCUAUGGGGGCAGCUAUGGGGGCAGCUAUGAGGGCAGCUAUGAGGGCAGCUAUGAGGGCAGCUAUGGGGGCAGCUAUGGGGGCAGCUAUGAGGGCAGCUAUGGGGGCAGCUAUGGGGGCUGCUAUGGGGGCAGCUAUGGGGGCUGCUAUGGGGGCAGCUAUGGGGGCAGCUAUGAGGGCAGCUAUGGGGGCAGCUAUGGGGGCAGCUAUGAGGGCAGCUAUGGGGGCAGCUAUGGGGCAGCUAUGAGGGCAGCUAUGAGGGCAGCU
This is a messenger RNA of Oncorhynchus gorbuscha (pink salmon), 576 nucleotides long. Its product is annotated as keratin, type I cytoskeletal 9-like. The annotation marks the transcript as partial. The record is from RefSeq and is a predicted model, not a curated record. The transcript has a single exon. NCBI's taxonomy places the organism in Eukaryota, Metazoa, Chordata, Actinopteri, Salmoniformes, Salmonidae.